Molecule: messenger RNA, 2300 nt
Organism: Ruditapes philippinarum (Manila clam)
Lineage: Eukaryota; Metazoa; Mollusca; Bivalvia; Venerida; Veneridae
Product: opine dehydrogenase-like
Exons: 2
Coding region: 155-1387 (410 amino acids)
Molecular function (GO): oxidoreductase activity
Source: RefSeq, a predicted model, not a curated record
UACAUCUGGAGAUGUAGGCCGCAAAUUGCUCUUGAGAAAAGCAAAGGUCAAGGUCACUUUUCCGAUUACUAGUAUAAUUAUCAGAAGUUCGUACGUUGCACACACUGUUUCAUAAACCGGAUAAAUUAUAGAACUCUCGGAUUAGUCAGACGUUAUGGCAGGUUUCUCAGAGAGUAAGAAUGUGACCAUAUUUGGUGGCGGAAAUGGUGCACACGUCCUUGCAGGUACUUCUUCAUUGGUCAAAAAUGCUCACGUGACUGUUGUUGACACUUUUCAAGACGAGGCAGAAAGAUGGACGAACGCAAUGGCGGCUAAUGGAUUUACCAUGAAGUAUAGUAACGGGCAAACAAAAUCCCAACCCGCUGGUGCAGUUAACUUUAAAGUCACAAAAGAAGUGGAAGCAAAUGUCCGAAAUGCAGACAUUGUUAUCCUCUGUAUGCCUGCAUUCCUUCACGAGAUGGUUCUAACGAACAUCGCAUCAUAUUUGCAAGAUAAGUGUGUAUUGGUCGGACUACCAGGUCAGGCGGGAUUCGAGUAUCAAGCUCUGGCAAUUUUGAGAGAACACGGGAAAAAGUGCAGUGUAGUAUCAAUUGAAACCUUACCCUGGGCGUGUAGAAUUGUAAAAUAUGGACAGGAAGUCGAAGUUUUAGGCACAAAAGAAGAAAUUUAUGCUUCUCAAAUUGAGCAAAUUAAGUCCAAGGAUACUGAUUCAAAUUCAAGCCCAAUGGGCCAAGUUCAAACAAUACUCGGACCUAAACCAGUUUUAAAACGAGAAAUGAAUAUCAUCAAAUACACUUUUCUUUAUAGGCCAACUGUCCAUCCUCCCAUAAUGUAUGCAAAAUGGAAAAAUUGGGAUGGAAAACCGUUAGAAACCGCACCUCUCUUCUACCAAGGAGUCGACGAAGAGGCUGUUAAAUAUUUAGAUGGAGCAACGAAUGAAAUGAUCGAGGUUGCCAAUGUGCUUGCGUCUAAAUAUCCAAACAUGGAUUUCUCUGGAAUUUCGCCAAUGAAAGAAUGCUUCAUAGGUGAGUACCCAGAUCAAAUCGAAGACAAACAAACUUUGCUUUCAUGCUUGAAAACCAACCGAGCUUACGAUGGUCUCGUGCAUCCCAUGAAGAAAACAGCAGACGGUAAAUUGGAGCCAGAUUUCAAAUAUCGUUACCUGAUGGAAGACGUUCCAUACGGACUACUUAUCAUUCGACAAAUUGCUGGCAUGGUCGAAGUCAGAACACCACUAAUUGAUGAAAUCAUAGUUUGGGCGCAGGCUAAACUUGGAACAGAGUACAUGAAAGAUGGCAAGCUGUGUUUUGUUGACAGAAAACACGGUCGUCUUCCAAUGGCUUAUGGUAUUAACACUAUAGAAGAAUUCGUCAAUUUUUUCGAAUAAUGCUGAAUCCACAGCUAAAAUCUAUGGGAGUUUUCAAAGUUCUUAGUUUGGACUUUUGUUGUGACAGCGAACAAGAAAGCUUGCUUUUAGAGUAUAAUUAGAGCGAUGAAUUCAUUAUACAAUGUGUAUGAGUUAUGAAUUCAAAACAUAAUUGUUGCAUUCGACAAAUAUAGGACAAUAGCAUAAUUGAAUCAACAUUUAUUAACAACUUUUACCUUUGGUGCACAUGUAUGGUCAAUUCAUUAGGGCAAGUAGAUAUUGGUUUAUAUUUCUUUUUAAAUGGCAGCUUAAAAUGUUUGGUUUUUUUCUUAUUAGUGGUUCGUUUAUGUUGUGUAGUCAACGACCAGUAAAACAGUCAUAUGUUAUGUUUACAAAGACUUGGUUUAUUGUUGAGUUUGAUUUUCUAGUUAAAUUACAAUCUUUGAAAUAUUGUCAUUAUAAUAAACUGUUCGUUUAUGUUUUAUGUAGAAGUUAGGUGCAUAUAUUUGUUUGUUGUGAAUCGAGCUUUUACACAUGUAAACAAUGAAUAAGGUGGAUUGCUUCUUCAUCUGAACUUAGUGGCAAUCGCUGUGGAUUCGAUUAUGUUUUGAAACUAUGCAUCUAGUUAACUUAAUUAAGAUUAAUAAAAGUCUUUGAAACAUUGAAGCAAGAAGAAAAAGAAUUGUUCUUAUAAUUCAAUGUUAGUAAAAACUAAAUGAAAUAUGUAUAGGAGCCAAACUAUCUAGAGUCUCUUCCACUUAUUAUAAUAUUUUGAUAAUAUGUAUAUAGAAUAUAGGGCAACAUUAUAACUUAAUGUCUUUUUGUAAUUAAUAUAUUUGUUAAAUGACACUGCUUUUUGUUUUCACAAUAAUUUUAUUGUUGUAUACAAAUUUUAAAAUUGUUGGUCUAAAAAAAAUAAAGAAGAAGAAAAGGA